Messenger RNA from Didymodactylos carnosus, 645 nucleotides. NCBI's taxonomy places the organism in Eukaryota, Metazoa, Rotifera, Eurotatoria, Philodinida, Philodinidae. The record is from the annotation of a GenBank genome assembly.
AUGAAGAAUGAGAAUCGUCUAGAAAUUAUGAAUGAAGAAUCCCGAAAGUUUUUGAAAGAAUUGUCAUUUAUUCCUGAAGAUUAUCCACAUAGACCCCCGUUAGUAUUUUUAGAUACACCUGCUGAAUUUUUUCCGGUUAUUGAGAAUAUAUCAAACGAAUUCGUAGUAGAUGAUCAGAAAUUUGAACAGGGUGAGGAAUUUAUUUGCUUUUUUGUGAGAAAAAAAACCAAAGUAGAUGAACAAAUAAAAAAAUUAUCACAAAAACCUAUGGCUGAAAAUGGUUUAUUAGUAUUUCUUUAUCCAAAACUGACAUCAUCCGCCUACAAAGAAGACGUAUCCAAUGAAGAGCUGUAUGCUGGAUUGAUAUCAGCUAAUUGGAAACAAAAUACAAAAGUCAAUUUAAGUCCUCAUAACUGGGAAGGCAAAUCAUUUCGCUUGGCCGAUAGAAUUGAAACAGUACAUUAUAAUCAUGUAUAUACAAAUGAAAGAAACGUUAAAGCUGCAGAAAAACUUCAUCAGACAAACAAAUCCGUAGUAUAUCAAAGGACAUCACCUGCUAACGAUCCAAAAGAUUCUAGAUCAGAACCAAAAUCGCCAAUGAAAAAAUCUGUAUUUGUUGCAAAAAAGGUCGCGAAAAGAAAAUAA